Molecule: messenger RNA, 2227 nt
Organism: Tetranychus urticae (two-spotted spider mite)
Lineage: Eukaryota; Metazoa; Arthropoda; Arachnida; Trombidiformes; Tetranychidae
Gene: NO66
Product: Bifunctional lysine-specific demethylase and histidyl-hydroxylase NO66
Cellular component (GO): nucleolus
Molecular function (GO): histone H3K4 demethylase activity; histone H3K36 demethylase activity
Source: RefSeq, a predicted model, not a curated record
AAAACAUUUUACAUUUCUUAGCAAACUCCUCAAACCAUGUGCUAAGGCUAUUUCCAUUUGUUUAUUCAAAAUUUAGUUUUUAUUUCAAUUCUUACAACAUGAAAUUUCCUAAACAGUUGUCUGCCUUUGAAUUUUACAAAUUGGCACGGGGUAAGAACAAGAAAGGAGGCCGCCAAAAAAAUCCUAAAAGAAGAAAAUCUGUGGGUGAUGAUCCUUCUUCUGUUCCUGAAUUCGACGAACCCCAAUCAAGUACAUCAAAGCGAACUUUUGGUCAGCUUGAGGAACCCUUUUCAAGCAAUAAAAGAGUUAGGUUUGCAGAAGACGAGUUUGAUGGUCAUCAAUCAGAUGGAACUGACGGAACUGAUGGAACUGACGCUACUGAUACUACUGAUGCGUCUAAUGACAACACUCUUAAUGAAAAAAGAGAGCGAACAUUUGGUGUUUUAUUUAAAGAUAAAGUUACCAAAAAGUCGGCUGACAUUCCAAAUAAGAAAACACGCCGCAUUGAGUCCAUUUUAAAACAUAGACAAAGUUACAGUCUAGAUGAUCUUAGAAAGUCUCCAUUUAUAAGCAGCCUUGACGUGCCAAGUAAGAAAGCACAGGAAAUACCCAUAAGGAUUCAAAAAGAACCUGAUGAAGAUGCUAAGAGUACCAGAUCUUUCAGUAUCCCUCCCUUCUUAACUGAUAGUCGAGAACAAGCUAAAAAGUGUUUCCAAUGGUUGAUCAAUCCUUAUGAUGUUGAUCGUUUUAUGUCAGUGAAUUGGGAAAAGGAACCACUCUUGCUAAAAAGAAAUAAACCCAACUAUUAUCAUGGAGUUUACAGUACUGCAGAUUUAGAUAGAGCUUUACGUGAGCGACAUUUACAAUUUACUAAAAAUAUUGACAUCACUAGCUAUAUCAACGAUGAACGAAAAACUUAUAACCCCGAUGGUCGAGCUUAUCCAGCGGUUGUCUGGGAUCAUUUUCAAGUUGGAUGCUCUAUAAGGUUAUUAAAUCCACAAACUUAUUCUCGAUCAGUCUGGAAAUUGAAUAGUAUUUUGCAAGAAUUCUUCGGUUCAUAUGUUGGUGCCAAUGUUUAUCUCACUCCUGCUGGUUCCCAAGGAUUUGCUCCUCAUUAUGAUGAUAUUGAAGCCUUUGUACUCCAAUUAGAAGGCCGCAAAUUAUGGAAAGUUUAUCCACCUUUAGAUGAAGCUAACACUCUACCAAGAUUUUCCAGCAAAAAUUUUAAACGAGAUGAACUCAAAGCACCUCCAAUAUUAACAGUUGAAUUAGAACCUGGCGACAUGCUUUAUUUUCCACGAGGUUUUAUACACGAAGCUCAAGCUGUUGAAGGGGAACAUUCUUUACACAUAACUCUUUCAGCCGCUCAAAAGAACACUUAUGGAGACUUAUUAGAAAUCAUGCUUCCAGUUGCAUUGCAAACUGCAAUGGAGGAGGAUAAAACGUUUCGGGAGUCUUUACCAACUAAUUACCUUCAGUAUAUGGGUGUAGUGCAUCAGGAUGAUUUAAACUCAAACCGGGACGUGUUCGUUUCUAAGGUUAAAAAUCUAAUGACAAAAUUGAUAAGUCACAUUAACGUAGAUUCAGCGGUUGAUCAAAUGAGCAAGAGGAUGCUUCGUGAAAGCUUACCUCCUGUUUUGACAGCCCAAGAAAAAAGAUCGAGUAUUCAUGGAUCGGGUGAAUUUUGGGAUGCUGAUUCUGCAACGGUUGAAGGGGGUAUUGAGCUUGCUCCGGAAACAUCUAUUCGACUUCUUCGUUAUGGAAUCGUGCGACUGGUUAUGGAAGAAGAUGCUAUUCGUCUUUAUCACAAUAUGGAAAAUUCGUAUGACCCUAACCAAGAAAUUGAAUCGCAAUAUGUCGAAAUCGAUUCAAAUCUUGCUCCAGCAAUCGAUUAUCUCGUCAAAAACUAUCCAAAUUAUGUUGAAAUCUCUAGUUUGCCCUUGGAAAAACUGGAUGAAAAGCUGGAAAUAUCUAAUUUGUUGUUUGAUAAAGGCCUUAUAACAAUCGUGGAAGAAGGUUCAGAUUCAGAAUAGACUUCAUAACUCAUCUGAAAAAUUUUCAUGUUCCUGUCAAUCUGUAAACCAAACAAGAAUCUCUUCUUGAUUCUGAUAAUCACAAUACUUUCUUAAAAAAGUGUCCUUAAACCUAAUUGUAAAUUUAAUCUGCGUUUUUGCAUGAUAAUAAACGGAAAAUUGAAAGUAGUGGCCAUAAGCUGGUUUUAUUCAAA